Messenger RNA from Meriones unguiculatus (Mongolian gerbil), 1526 nucleotides. It is a transcript of the gene Tnfaip6, whose product is annotated as TNF alpha induced protein 6. Lineage: Eukaryota; Metazoa; Chordata; Mammalia; Rodentia; Muridae. The record is from RefSeq and is a predicted model, not a curated record. Gene Ontology annotation, molecular function: hyaluronic acid binding. The transcript is spliced from 6 exons. Gene Ontology annotation, biological process: negative regulation of inflammatory response; cell adhesion. The coding region runs from base 188 to 1015 and encodes 275 amino acids.
UCAGACACUGAACUAAUUGUGUAACUCCGCAACGGAAAGUGCCAUUGGAGAGAACAUGCUGACCUCACAGCCGAAAAAAACUAUUUAAAAGAUGUGGAAACCAGAUGUUUCAGCCGCAUUCCAGCCGCUGCUCUGAGAAAUUCUCGUGGGCAGCCCUGACACUGUAAACGGCUCUGCAACGGAAGACAUGGUCGUCCUCAUUUGCUUAUGCGUCUUGCUGUGGGAAGAGGCUUACGGAUGGGGAUUCAAGAACGGAAUCUUUCACAACUCCAUAUGGCUUGAACAAGCAGCGGGUGUAUACCACAGAGAAGCCCGGGCUGGCAGAUACAAGCUCACCUACGCGGAAGCCAAGGCCGUCUGUGAAUAUGAAGGUGGCCGUCUCGCAACCUACAAGCAACUAGAAGCAGCCAGAAAAAUUGGAUUUCAUGUCUGUGCUGCUGGAUGGAUGGCCAAGGGCAGAGUUGGAUACCCCAUUGUGAAACCUGGGCCCAACUGUGGAUUUGGAAAAACGGGCAUUAUCGAUUAUGGGAUCCGGCUCAACAGGAGUGAGCGGUGGGAUGCUUACUGCUACAACCCAAACGCAAAGGAGUGUGGUGGCGUCUUUACAGAUCCGAAGCGAAUUUUUAAAUCUCCAGGCUUCCCAAAUGAGUACGAUGACAACCAGGUCUGCUACUGGCACAUUCGGCUCAAGUAUGGCCAGCGAAUUCACCUGAGCUUUUUGGAUUUUGACCUUGAACAUGAUCCUGGCUGCUUGGCUGACUACGUAGAAAUCUAUGACAGUUAUGAUGAUGUCCAUGGCUUCGUAGGAAGAUACUGUGGAGAUGAACUUCCGGAAGACAUCAUUAGUACAGGAAAUGUCAUGACCUUGAAGUUUCUGAGUGAUGCAUCUGUCACAGCCGGAGGUUUCCAGAUUAAAUAUGUCACAGUGGAUCCUGCAUCUAAAUCCAGUCAAGCCAAAAACACAAGUACUACUGGAAAUAAAAAGUUCUUAGCAGGAAGAUUUAGCCAUCUAUAAAAAAAAUUUUUUUUAAGAUUUUCAAAACAUACAAUAUUUAUGUUUGUAGUUUUUGGACCUCCUUUGUUCUCACUUUUGUAUUUUUAUUAUUAACAUGUAUUUAUUAUUUUUCCAAAUGUGAAAGCAAUAUGUAAAUGUGGGAAAAACUGAAAAAAAAAGAGAAAAAAAACCUCAUAAUUGAACUACAUAGAAAUAACUAGUGUUAAGAUUUUUCAGUAUUUCUCUUUCAUUCAUUUUUCUACCUGUAGUAUAUGUAUAUAUGUAACUAUAUGUAUUUGUAUUUGAAUUUUGGCAUUCUGCAUUAUGUAUAGUUUUUUAUCCUGAUAUUUUUAACCUUAACAUUUGUAGCUCAAGUAAUUCCCAAGAUCACUGAGUUUUCUACAAAACAGGACUCGCAUAGCUGUAAAUAUUCCCUGGUAUGAUUGUUCCCUGACUUAUUUAAGCCAAAUUUAUAUUGGGAUGUAAGGUUGUUUUCAUAAAUAUUGCUGUAAUAAAUACCCUUGGACAUAAA